This is a messenger RNA of Penicillium brasilianum, 3193 nucleotides long. The record is from the annotation of a GenBank genome assembly. NCBI's taxonomy places the organism in Eukaryota, Fungi, Ascomycota, Eurotiomycetes, Eurotiales, Aspergillaceae.
CUCUUUCUCCUUUCAACGUACCUGAAAUAUCUUUUACCAAAGUCUUCCUACAAGAGUCUUCAUAACAAGGAAAGCCAUGGAGCCCACGGGAAGAAGACUUCUGUCGAGAGUUGUGGAUUAUGCCGCCCAGCAUGAGCCGGAGAGACUGUUUGCAGUCAUUCCACGGGGCCUGAACGUAUCUGAUGGCUUCCAGAAUCUAACGAUGAAGGAAUUGGCUCAUGCCGUCAAUUCUCUUUGCUGGUGGAUUGAAAAGACCAUUGGACCGGCAAUCUCCCGGGAGAGGCUGGCUUAUAUCGGGAUGAACGAUGUCCGAUACUGCGUGUUCGUCCUUGCGUGUCAGAAGUUGGGCUACGAGGCAUUUUUACCUUCCACCCGAAACUCGGAUGACGCUCAUGUUCACCUGCUCAAAGCAGCCGACUGCACCAAGAUUUUCUUCAGCGAAGAGCGACGCACUCGAGUCCUCGAAAUUCAAGGGCUUUGUCCGAAUGUAGAGAUUUUCCAAAUUCCCACACUCCGGCAGAUGCUCGCGGAUGCAAAUGGCCGACGAUCUUAUAUCUACCAACAAGCUUAUGAUGACGUGGAAAGUCACACUAUCUGCAUUAUCCACAGCUCUGGAACUACAGGCAUGCCCAAGCUUGUACCCUUGACCAACGGAUUCUUCAAGUGUCAAGAUGAGUGCUCGCGACUACCCUGGCCCGAGUCUCGCCAACCAGCGACGUUCUGCAACUAUAGUCAGGAGGAGAUCGUCCUUGCAACAACCCCCUUCUUCCAUUUGAUGGGCCUGUUCUCGUUUAUCAUGUCGAUCUUCCACAAUGUCCCUGUCUUGAUUGGCCCUGAGAAGCCACUCUCAGUGGAUUAUUUGGUUGAACUCAUCGAUAAGACUAGGCCCACGGCUGGGUUUUUCCCGCCGUCAGUCUUGGAGGACAUGAGCCACUCAGAAAAGGCGCUUAAAUCUCUCGGGACACUCCAUAGCGUGUUCUUUGGGGGGGCGCCAUUGGCGCUUGAUUCGGGUCGUCGCCUGCGCCAGCAUGUACAGGUUGUCUCUGUCAUCGGGUCUUCAGAAAUGGGUUGGCUUCCAGCAUUGAUACCAGAAAGCAAAGAGGAUUGGGCCUAUUUCGAAUGGAACCCAUUUUAUGGAAUUGAAAUGCAAGCUCGAGGAGACGACUUAUUUGAGAUGGUUAUCCCUCGCAGGGAAGACUCGCGCAAUGUGCACGCCAUUUUUCAUACCUUCCCCGACCGAGAUGUGUACAAAACCAACGAUCUGUACACGAGACAUCCCACGAAUUCUCAAUUAUGGAAAUUCCAUGGAAGGUUUGACGAUGUGAUCGUUCUCAGCAAUGGAGAGAAAUUCAACCCAGUGAACAUGGAGAAAACCAUCGAGGGCCAUCCUCUCGUCUCAAGAGCCGUGGUGGUCGGUCAAUCUAGGUUUGAGGCUGGCUUACUUAUUCAACCAACUACCGACGCUUCGCAAAUGUCUCACAAUAGUAUCAUCGAGGAAGUCUGGCCGACAGUUCAAGAAGCCAAUCGAGCUGCCGCCGCCCAUGGGCGAAUCCUGAAAGAAAGGAUCGGACUUGCCUCAAACACCAAGCCCUUCAAAACGACUGCAAAGGGUACAGUGCAGCGGCAAGCUGUACUCCGGGACUAUGAGCAGGAGAUUAAUGCCAUUUAUGAUGCUGAUCUGGCUUUUGACCUGGACGUGCCCUUCCCUGAAACCACGGAUCUCUCGAGCAUUGUGGAAUUUGUUCGUCAAAUAGUUUCUCGGGCAUCUGGUAAAUCUUGUUUCCUCGACAAUCAGAAUAUUCACGAUGCUGGACUCGAUUCUCUCACGACGAUUCAAAUUGCCAAACUCUUGCAGAGAGGAAUUCAACAGCAUCGGCCGGAGACGAAAGAGGGGACAAUUACCUCCCAAGUCGUCUACGCAAACCCGACGGUAGAGGGCCUGGCUCGGUUCAUACUUGGAAUACUGGACGGCGAGAUUGGUGAUGACAUCCCUUGCAAAGAAAAGAUCCAUCAGUUGAUCCAAAAAUACACCACAAGACUCACUGCAAACAGCGACAAACAACUAUCAAGCCAACCUAAAACCCCCUCUGUCGUGGUUUUGACUGGUUCUACUGGUUCUCUGGGAACAUACCUUCUGCAUGACCUUAUCAAGACUCCAACAAUCGCAAAAGUCUACUGUCUCAACCGCUCAGAUGCCGAAACUCGCCAAAAGAAUUCUUUCAGCGAGAAGGGUCUUGGUGUAUCGCCGGAUGAGUGGACUAAAAUCGAGUUUCUCCAAGCGUCGCUGGGCGAGCCCCAGUUCAAUCUGGAACGGGCGAAAUACGAGGAGAUGUCCAGUCUAGUAGAUACCGUGAUCCACAACGCCUGGAAAGUUGAUUUUAAUCAAUCAGUGGAAUCUUUCGAAACACACAUCAAAGGAGUGCGCGUUUUCAUCGAUUUCAGUCUGCAAAGCCGGCAUAAUGCGCAUAUCCACUUCGUAUCCUCCGUGAGCACGGUUGGGGCAUGGACGAGACAGAUGGGAUCGCUUGUGCCGGAGGAACCAAUCGAAGAUUCCGACGUUGCCUUGCAACAGGGUUACGGCGAGUCUAAGUAUGUUGCGGAGCGUAUCUGCUUAGAGGCCUCUCGACGGUGUCAUGUCCCGACGACGGUGUACCGCGUGGGACAAAUUGCAGGCCCUACCCUUCCAAAUGGGCAGUGGAAUCGCCAGGAAUGGCUGCCAACCAUUAUCGCUUCUUCCAAGGCUAUGGGGAAGAUUCCCAGUGGAUUGGGUUCGAUGGCUGUUGACUGGGUGCCGGUGGAUACCUUAUCAUCGAUAUUGACCGAGAUUCUCCACACACGUCACGGGCAGGUUUCGAAGGAGUCCCAUGCAUGCUUCCAUCUCACAAACUGGAACACAACCUCAUGGUCCUCUUUGAUCCCGGUUAUCCGGGAAACUUUCAAUGUAGAGCCAGUCGGGCUUAGAGAAUGGGUCGCAGAGCUUGAGCAUAUCGAAAAUCCGAGCAGUUCUGACAUUGCCGACAAGCCAGCUCUGAAAUUGCUGUCCUUUUAUCGCGCACUGGUUGAUGAAGACAAUGCAGCGAUGUCUGUGGCCCUGGACGUGUCAAGAGCCAAAGCCGCAAGCGGAACAAUGCGAGCCCUUGAACCGAUUUCUCCAGCUUUGAUGAAAAACUGGUUGUCUCAAUGGCGCUUCUAG